AAAAAAACGGACAGAACAGAAACGCACAAAUCUGAAGUCUCUCUCUCUCUCACUCUCUCUCUCGCGUCCUCCAAAGGUCGAGUUUUUAAGAGAGACAGACUUCUUAUGUAGUUUUGUCUCGUCCACCCAAAGAAAAUCAACAAAAAAAUACAUAAGAAAACUCGUUUCGCUUGUAAUUUCUUUCUUGUAUUUUUUUUCAUUUCUCUUUUUUUCCCCCAGAAUUUUCCAUACACACAUCCAAUCUCUCUUGUCAGCCAAAAAAGAAAAAAAAAACGUAACUUUGUACUCUCAGUUUCCGACCAUAGUGUUUUUGGGAUUGCCUAAAAGUUAUAGUGGAUUUUGUCAGAGAAAUGAUGAUGAUGUCAUGUCGGAAUAUAGACUUGGGUACGAGUGUUCUUGAUCUGAUGCCAUGUGGGUGUUCUUGUACUACCUCUUCUCCAACCAGUCGUCAACUCUUGUUUAGGAACUGUUCGAAGAAUGUUUGUCGGAUUGGUGGCAGAAGCUAUGGUGGAAAUUUGAUGUUACUCCGGCGAGAUUUGGGGACUUGCAGAGCUGUUCCUGCUAAACCAAAGGAGAAUUAUCUGGUCAAUGGCAUUGGUCAAGAUAAAACAGUGGUGCUCAAUCUGAAACCAGAAUCACAAAAGCCUAUAUCUUUGGAAAAUCUGUUUGAGGUAGUUGCUGAUGAUUUGCAGAGGUUGAACGACAAUCUCUUAUCGAUUGUUGGUGCAGAAAAUCCGGUUUUAAUAUCUGCAGCUGAGCAAAUCUUCAGUGCUGGUGGCAAGAGGAUGAGACCAGGUUUGGUAUUCCUUGUAUCACGAGCCACCGCGGAACUAGCUGGCUUAAAGGAACUUACAGUCGAACAUCGGCGUUUAGGUGAGAUCAUUGAGAUGAUUCACACCGCAAGUUUGAUACACGAUGAUGUGUUAGAUGAAAGUGAUAUGCGAAGAGGAAAAGAAACUGUUCACGAGCUUUUUGGAACAAGAGUAGCUGUAUUAGCUGGAGAUUUCAUGUUUGCUCAAGCAUCAUGGUACUUGGCGAAUCUUGAAAAUCUAGAAGUCAUUAAGCUCAUAAGUCAGGUUAUCAAAGAUUUCGCUAGCGGUGAGAUAAAGCAAGCAUCCAGUUUAUUUGAUUGUGACGUUGAGCUCGAUGACUACUUGCUAAAGAGUUACUACAAGACAGCUUCAUUAGUAGCUGCAAGCACAAAAGGAGCUGCGAUCUUUAGUAAAGUCGAAAGCGAGGUUGCAGAGCAAAUGUAUCAAUUUGGGAAGAAUCUUGGUUUAUCUUUCCAAGUAGUUGAUGACAUUUUGGACUUCACUCAGUCCACAGAGCAGCUAGGGAAGCCUGCAGCAAAUGACUUAGCCAAAGGUAACAUAACCGCGCCAGUGAUCUUUGCGCUAGAGAAUGAGCCAAGGCUAAGAGAGAUCAUCGAGUCUGAGUUCUGUGAGCCAGGAUCACUUGAGGAAGCGAUUGAAAUAGUUAGAAAUCGCGGUGGGAUCAAGAAGGCUCAAGAAUUGGCUAAGGAGAAAGCUGAACUUGCGUUAAAGAAUCUGAAUUGUCUUCCUAGGAGUGGUUUCAGAUCGGCACUUGAGGAUAUGGUGAUAUUUAAUCUUGAAAGGAUUGAUUAGUUUCAAAAGGCCUUUUACACAGGAAAUUGUAACACUUUAUUUGUUCAAACUUCAAAACACAUAAUUUUUUUUACUGUAUGUCGUAAAGUAAUAAUAACAUUAUUCAUGCUUAUUUUAGAUAA
This is a messenger RNA of Capsella rubella, 1747 nucleotides long. RefSeq names its product solanesyl diphosphate synthase 2, chloroplastic. The record is from RefSeq and is a predicted model, not a curated record. Bases 351 to 1625 code for a protein of 424 amino acids. The transcript has 6 exons. Gene Ontology annotation, biological process: isoprenoid biosynthetic process; plastoquinone biosynthetic process. Gene Ontology annotation, molecular function: prenyltransferase activity. Gene Ontology annotation, cellular component: chloroplast. Lineage: Eukaryota; Viridiplantae; Streptophyta; Magnoliopsida; Brassicales; Brassicaceae.